Molecule: messenger RNA, 1461 nt
Organism: Penicillium cataractarum
Lineage: Eukaryota; Fungi; Ascomycota; Eurotiomycetes; Eurotiales; Aspergillaceae
Exons: 1
Coding region: 1-1461 (486 amino acids)
Source: RefSeq, a predicted model, not a curated record
AUGAUGGUCCCGAGAGCGUUUCUCUUUACCUCCGCGCCACCCCAGCAGAAAGCGAUGCAGCCUUAUGGCCUGAAAGACCGCCCUUCCUCUUUAGCCUUUGAUCGCCCCGGCCGUCUUCCUACCAAACAUGUGGAGAUGACCGGUUCGACCAUGACCACCCCGGUAGUAAUCCCACCAAAACGUGGCUCACGUACCCCGGUGCACCGAGAAGCGCGAAUCCGUACCCCUUCCAAACCGUCGGCCUCGUCUCGCAGAUCCUCCUCCUCCUCUUCCAAUGACCGUCCUUUACCGCCGUCAGUUGCCUCCAUGUUGGAUGCAACGGCAAUUCCUGUGCCACACCGGUCGUGGUCCACCCGGAGGCCUCGGAAACUCCCGCGAGGAAACCAUGUGGAAGAGUUUAGCCGGAUGAUGCAGGAAGGACUCAAGUCCAAGGAAGAUUACCUGAUGGAUGGGACGGGCAACUCACCUUUGGACAUCUUGUUGAGCCCACCGGAUGAAGAGAACGAGAAGUAUUCAACCGGCGCCGAGUCGGAGAUGGAAUCCCCGUUCUCUGUGCGCUCCGUAUCAAGCGACUCGAUGCCAUCUUUGGAGCCCGAUAUGGGCUCUCCUCUUAGCUCACCUCAACCGCCAACACCCGGCAGCCACAAGAGUCCCUCCGAGAGACGGCCGUUGCGAUAUUCCCCUGCCGAAGACUGCGGUCUUGAUCACCCUCUACUUGAAACAAAUAUGGAUGACUGUGAGAUUGUGGUGUUUGAGAGUCAUCAUGAACCGAUUGUGAAUGAUACAGUUUCGUCAAAGCGCACUGCAUCCUCUCGAUCAUUCCCUAGUUUGAGAUCUUCCUUCAAGUCGAAUCUUACAGCGUCUCUACGAGCCAUCAAAUCUGCCGCGCAGUCGGUUUCAACCUUUACGACGCCGUCUGUCCAACCAGAAGACUUCCUUACACGGUCUUUGUUCACCAUCACUCCGGAAAUGACCGAUGACCGCCGUCCACCGCCCAUGCAAGAGCCGCCAUCUCCAGCUCUGCGACGGUACUUAAACCCCACCCCUAUCUCUCCUGCCGAGAUGUGCGUCUAUCACGACCAUCCUCACGACAAGUCCGACCCAAAUAGUACCUGUGCUGUCUCUAUUCAAAUGCAAACCUAUCGUCGUUCUCGAGGCCGAGGCAACCGGCGCAGCCAUUUCCAUGUCGUUGCACCCAAGAACCGUGAUCAGUAUCAUACGUUCGAUCCGGAGGUCCCACCGAUGUCACGUCAGCGUGAACCCCGCGAGAACUGCGAUUUCCUUCGUAUGGUUGUUCUUGAAAUGAACAUGCGUCGCAGUGGCAAGCUUCGCGAGGACAUUCCCACACGGGCGCGCAUCAUGCUCCCACCUCGCAAGAGCAAUCCCUACCGCUUGUCUGGGGACUACGAAGAUGGCGACGAUAACGCCGUGCCAGCCCGGUGGGUAGGCAUCUCGGCUUGA